UCAGAUCUCCCUUUUUUUUUCUUUCUUAUAAUAUCCCAAUAAUAAUAAUAAUAAUUGUUAGUACAAAACGACACAUAAAUUUUUAUUUCUUAAAAAAAUUAAUUUCAUACCUCACGGCUCACAGAGGAGAAAACGCAAGGCAGAGAGAGAGGGGAAUGGUAGAUAGGUAGAUCUAAGAAACGAAAUGUUUGGGUCCUCUGUAAUUUCGAAACCCUAAAAAAUCAGAAUUUUAAUAGAAAUUAUUGUUUUAAAAAUAAAAUAAUUGAGAUUGAGAUUGAGACAGAGAAAGAGAGGAUGCCGUCGUCGCACGGGGAUCUGGACCGUCAGAUCGAGCAGCUGAUGGAGUGCAAGCCUUUGGCGGAGGGGGAGGUGAAGACGUUGUGCGAUCAGGCGAGGGCGAUUCUGGUGGAGGAGUGGAACGUGCAGCCUGUGAAAUGUCCGGUCACCGUCUGUGGCGAUAUUCAUGGCCAGUUCUACGAUCUCAUCGAACUCUUUAGGAUAGGAGGGAAUGCACCUGAUACCAAUUAUCUCUUCAUGGGAGAUUACGUAGAUCGUGGGUACUAUUCAGUGGAGACGGUCACGCUCUUAGUGGCCUUGAAAGUUCGUUACAGAGAUAGAAUUACAAUCCUAAGAGGAAACCAUGAGAGCAGGCAGAUUACUCAAGUGUAUGGUUUUUAUGACGAGUGCUUGAGAAAAUAUGGAAAUGCUAAUGUCUGGAAGUAUUUCACCGACCUUUUUGAUUAUCUACCUCUUACAGCCCUCAUUGAAAGUCAGAUCUUCUGUUUGCAUGGAGGACUUUCACCAUCUCUUGAUACGCUAGAUAACAUCCGAGCUUUAGACCGUAUACAAGAGGUUCCACAUGAAGGUCCAAUGUGCGAUCUCUUGUGGUCUGAUCCAGAUGAUCGUUGUGGGUGGGGAAUAUCUCCUCGUGGUGCUGGAUAUACAUUUGGACAGGAUAUAGCUGGGCAUUUCAAUCAUACCAAUGGACUCACUUUAAUUUCACGGGCUCACCAGCUUGUCAUGGAAGGGUACAAUUGGUGUCAGGAAAAGAAUGUGGUUACUGUAUUUAGUGCUCCCAACUAUUGCUACCGUUGUGGGAACAUGGCUGCAAUUCUAGAGAUUGGAGAGAAUAUGGACCAGAAUUUCCUUCAAUUUGAUCCAGCACCCCGGCAAAUUGAGCCUGACACCACGCGAAAAACCCCGGAUUAUUUUUUGUAAUUUCCAUAUUCCCGCCAGCUGUUUGUAAUCUUUGUUUGCUGCUGCAUCACUGUAGAUGUGUCUUAAAAAGAGGAGCUUUCGUUGUUUAAGGCGAGGUUGAUCGAUGACAUCAUUCUUUAUUUGGAAUCUGCUGUUGCUGUUGCUGGUGCUUCGUUGAUAUGCUCGAGUCAUAAAAAAACUAACAGAAGGCAACAAUGGCCAUAUUUCUUGUAUAUUUACAGAUGACGGAAGCUGCAAUAACAUGGUAUAUCCUGUGCUGUAAUUUGACAAACUGGAGUUAGAGAACAGGUGUUGUUUUGUGAGCAAAUGUACGCUGCUUACGCUAUUCUGAUUUAUAAACAGAACCACAGCCAAAAGUGUUGCAUCCAUGCAGAAAA
Molecule: messenger RNA, 1595 nt
Organism: Populus nigra (black poplar)
Lineage: Eukaryota; Viridiplantae; Streptophyta; Magnoliopsida; Malpighiales; Salicaceae
Product: serine/threonine-protein phosphatase PP2A catalytic subunit
Exons: 6
Coding region: 295-1218 (307 amino acids)
Biological process (GO): mitotic cell cycle; peptidyl-serine dephosphorylation
Cellular component (GO): cytoplasm
Molecular function (GO): protein serine/threonine phosphatase activity
Source: RefSeq, a predicted model, not a curated record